AUGGACGUAUAUGGCACAGCAGUGACGGCCAUCACCCAGAUCUACCAGGUCACCGUCUUCAUUCAAGGCGUUAUCUCCGACGUUAGGGCCUUUGAUGACGGCCGUGCCGAGAUCCGACUCAAGCUGAAUCUCCAGCUAUCCACUCUUCUCUUCUUCAAACGUACUUUCUUCCAUCCAGAACAUGGGUUGAUGGUCCCAGGAAAGGUGGAGCCUUUUAUCGCCGACACGGUGGAAGGUUUGCUGGUGCAGAUGAGGAAAACACUGGCUGAGUAUGAGAUCGUGGCAGCCAAGUACGGUCUCGUGGAUGAGGAGUACACCAUCGAGUUUGAGAAGCCCAAAGCGCAAGAGUCGUUGGUGGAGCGGGCAAAGAGUAAAGCCAAAAUGCUCAAGCUCAAGGGGUACGACUGGUCGCUCUUUGACAAGAAGAAGCUUAAUCAAAUCCUGGAGGCGUAUACCAAGUGGUCUGAAGAUCUGCGGAACCUCAUGCAGCACAUGUCGCAGGAUAUGCUAGCCAAGCUAGUCGAAGGCAAUCAUCAAGGACUGAAAAGUAGUGGUCUGGAACCGGUCAUGAAUCGGCGUAUACUGGCUGAGGCCAUGGCCCCAGCGGACUACCCAAGGAAAGCCAAUGGGGGGUUCCAACUGGGGAAGUGGUCUUCGGGUGCCGAAGCAACACGAGUAAUUGUCGAGUAUCACGAGUACGAGAGUGAGCUCAAGCGCGACGAUUUAGAGCCAGACGAAGUACAAAAGCUCAAAGAACCCAUUCGUAACCUGGCCUGGCUUCUCCAAAGUACCACCUUCAUCAGCAAAUCACCCGACUCCCUUGAUCAGCCCAGAAUUUAUGCGCUGGAAUGUCUCGGCUUUAUCGAUCAACCGAUCCAGGAACGCAGCGUUUUCCUCUAUAAGCUCCCAGCGUCCGACACAGUAACCGGGCCAUCGCUAACAACCCUACACGCAUUUAUCAAUGCAGUCGACAGCUCAAACAAACGACCACUCAAAAGGCCCACUCUCAACGAUCGUUUCAGUAUGGCACAUAGUCUUGCUCUAACGCUCUGCAAUGUCCACGCCUCAUCAUGGGUCCACAAAAAUAUCUGGAGCAGGGGUAUCCUUCUGUUCGUCGAGACCUCCGAAGACGUCAGCUCUUCGGGCCUCUAUGAGCUUCGCCUUUCCAUACCUAGCCCUGGAAACAGGAUUGUCUCCUACCUAGGCGACUGGGGUUAUGCACGAUCCGUACAACAAGGCACAGACAUGCGCUCCGAUUUUGAAGUUGAGCCUAAUCUCUACCGCCAUCCAAGUCGGCAGGGUCGCCCAACACACCAGUUUAGCCGCCUGCAUGAUAUAUAUGCGCUGGGUGUGGUACUUCUCGAAAUCGGGCUGUGGGUUACGCUGUCACGGUUGAUGGAGGUGAAGAUUCGGGAGGCGGAGAAUAGUGGGCGGCUGCCGAGGCCAAAGAAAGUGGUUGAUGGCUUGAUGGGGUUGGCAGUGCAGGGGCUGCCAAAAGAGAUGGGGGCGGGUUAUAUGCGAGCUGUGCUUUCUUGCCUAAAGGGAGAUUUCAGGAAGACAGAAGGGCUGGCUUUGGCGGUGGAUUUUCAAGAGAAGGUAGUGGAUGUUCUAAAGGCCGGUAUGGAAUUAUAG
Molecule: messenger RNA, 1632 nt
Organism: Penicillium samsonianum
Lineage: Eukaryota; Fungi; Ascomycota; Eurotiomycetes; Eurotiales; Aspergillaceae
Exons: 2
Coding region: 1-1632 (543 amino acids)
Biological process (GO): protein phosphorylation
Molecular function (GO): protein kinase activity; ATP binding
Source: RefSeq, a predicted model, not a curated record